AUGGACUUCCCUUUCUUUUGCCGGUGCCUCCGGGACUUCCUUCGUCCUGACUGGGCCCACGACCUGGAUCUUGAUACGGAGGUCCUGGUCAAGGUACGCCAGCCUUCGGGGACGAUGGCCUUUGAGGAAGAGCUGCCACUCUACACCACGGUGAAAGAUGUGCUGUGGAAGCUUUCUGCCGCUGGCUUUGGGCCACCGGCACGGAUGACUCUUCUCCGAGGGAGCGAAAAGCUGACGAUCAAUGCGUCGUUGGGAGAGGCGGGCCUUAUCGAAGGAGACGAGCUCCUCCUUAUACGGGGCAGAGGGAACUACACCUACACUCGCUGCCAGAGCAGCGAGCUAGCCAAUCACUCGUUCAGGAUCAUGCUCCUAGGCUCCACCGAGACCGGCAAGAGCUCCUUCCUGAACCAGGCAACACGUUGCACCUUCGACCCGGUGUACGUCACCACGAUAGGCGUGGACUUUGCCAACUGCAAGUUUCACGCAGAAGGUUUUGGUACCCUGCGACUUCAGAUGCUGGACACUUCUGGGCAAGAGCGCUUCCGGGUGCAGACCAUCUCGCUUAGCCGCAGAAACUGCGACGCGUACUUGGUGUUCUUCAACCGUACGCGGCGCGAGACAUUUGAUGUUCUUCCACAGUUCCUGCGUGAUGCGAACUCCAUGGGCGUCAGGCGCCCGGAGAUGAUCACAGCCAUUAUCGGAACCCACACGGAUCUGGAGGCGGUAGUCUCCAGUGAGGAGGCAAAGGAGUUUGCUGACUCUUGCGGCGCAAGCUACCACGAGGCUCCACACGGCUUUCGGAUAUGUCAGGACACGUUCAGUGUACAGUGCACUGUGCUUAUUGCCCAUCUUCGCUUAGCGUAG
This is a messenger RNA of Symbiodinium sp. CCMP2456, 864 nucleotides long. The record is from the annotation of a GenBank genome assembly. NCBI's taxonomy places the organism in Eukaryota, Dinophyceae, Suessiales, Symbiodiniaceae.